This is a messenger RNA of Mizuhopecten yessoensis (Yesso scallop), 30925 nucleotides long. Its product is annotated as titin-like. The record is from RefSeq and is a predicted model, not a curated record. The transcript is spliced from 58 exons. Gene Ontology annotation, molecular function: protein binding. Gene Ontology annotation, biological process: signal transduction. The coding region runs from base 186 to 28919 and encodes 9577 amino acids. NCBI's taxonomy places the organism in Eukaryota, Metazoa, Mollusca, Bivalvia, Pectinida, Pectinidae.
CCCUCUUCUCCCGAAAAGUCUGACUCACCUGUGUUCAACUACACACACACACUACUACUAACACAACCGCCAUAACUUUGUGGGCGCAGUGUCGUGGGGAAUGGUGUAAAAGUACCGCAUUCAAACUUUGCAGACUUGUGGCAGUCUAGAUAAUUUCGAGUUUCGAUAGCGAAGGGGACCAAAACAUGGAAGUUAUUCCAGAACAGGACGAUGUUAGACCGAUACAAGAGCACGAGGACAUGGUUGUCGACUCGGCCGAGGAUGAGAGCGACGGAAACACAGUUUUUCUGCGUGCAGCAAGGGACGGAAAUCUUCAGGAUGUACUAGAAUACCUGAAGGGCAGCACUGACAUCAACACCAGCAAUCCGAAUGGGUUGAACGCCCUACAUCUAGCGUCCAAGGAGGGGCACAUCAACAUCGUAACAGAACUCCUAAAGCGCGGAGCUAAUGUUGAAGCCGCCACAAAGAAAGGGAAUACAGCCCUUCACAUCUCAUCCUUGGCGGGCCAUGAGGAAAUCGUCAAGCUUCUCGUUGUCAGCGAGGCCAAAGUCAACGUUCAAGCUCAGAUGGGUUUCACUCCUCUGUACAUGGCAGCCCAAGAGGGUCACUCAGAGGUGGUCAAGUAUCUGCUGGCCAGCGGAGCUAACCAGAGUCUGGCCACAGCUGAUGGAUUCACUCCCCUGGCUGUAGCUCUUCAGCAGGGACACGAGCGUGUGGUUAGCUGUCUUCUAGAACACGACACAAAGGGACGUGUCCGUCUACCAGCAUUGCACAUCGCCGCAAAGAAGGACGACAUCAAAUCGGCAGCCCUUCUCCUGCAAAAUGAACAGAACGAUGUGGACUCCGUAACCAAGAGUGGAUUCACUCCCUUGCAUAUUGCUGCUCACUAUGGAAACAUAAACGUGGGUUCACUGCUCAUCUCCAAAGGAGCAGACGUCAACUACAAAGCCAAGAACAACAUCACCCCCCUCCAUGUGUCAUCCCGAUGGGGCAAGGACAAGAUGGUCGUCUUACUGCUGGACAACAAAGCUGCCAUUGAUGAAAAGACCAGGGAUGGACUUACUCCCCUCCACUGUGCGGCCAGAAGUGGACAUGAGAAUGUGGUGGACCUUCUCCUGGAGAGGGGAGCGCCCUUCUCGAGUAAAACUAAGAAUGGACUGACCCCUCUGCAUAUGGCAGCCCAGGGUGACCACAUGGACUGUGCCCGCCUCCUCCUGUACCACAGGGCACCUGUUGAUGAUGUCACAGUGGACUACCUAACACCUCUGCAUGUGGCAUCUCACUGUGGAAAUGUGAAGACCGCCAAACUUCUACUGGACAGGAAGUGCGACCCCAAUACUAGGGCUCUGAACGGAUUUACGCCUCUCCACAUCGCGUGUAAGAAGAACAGGAUCAAGGUUGUUGAGCUCCUCCUCAGGUUUGGUGCCAACAUCGAGGCAACCACAGAGUCUGGCCUUACUCCUCUUCAUGUGGCGUCAUUCAUGGGUCACAUGAACAUUGUGAUCUACCUGAUCCAAAACAAUGCCAACCCAGACUUCCCGACUGUGCGAGGGGAGACCGCCCUCCACCUCGCCGCUCGCGCCAACCAGACUGACAUCAUCAGGAUCCUCCUCCGCAAUGGGGCCACCGUGGAUGCACGCGCAAGAGAACAGCAAACUCCGUUACAUAUUGCGGCCAGGCUCGGAAACGUUGACAAUGUGACACUACUCCUACAGCACGGGGCGUCACCCGACGCUGUCACCAAGGAUUUGUACACGCCCCUCCACAUCGCUUCCAAGGAGGGUCACGAGGAGGUCGCCUCUGUGCUCCUGGACCAGGGAGCUACACACAGCCUCACAACCAAGAAAGGGUUCACUCCCCUGCACAUUGCUUCCAAGUAUGGGAACAUCAAGGUGGCCCGCCUGCUUCUACAGAAGGACGCGAACCCCGACGUCCAGGGCAAGAACGGUUUGACGCCCUUACAUGUGGCCACUCACUAUAACCACGUCAGCGUGGCACUCCUUCUGCUCGACAAUAAGGCGUCACCACACAGCUCUGCCAAGAAUGGAUACACGCCACUACACAUCGCCGCAAAGAAGAAUCAGAUGGACAUCGCUACGACGCUGCUGGAGUUCAGCGCGAACCCUGAUGCAGAAUCUAAGAACGGGUUCACUCCACUCCACUUGGCGUCCCAGGAAGGACAUACCGAUAUGGUGUCCCUACUACUGGAACACAAGGCCAAGGUCAACUCAAAGGCCCACAACGGCCUGACUCCCAUGCACUUGGCCGCGCAAGAAGACAAGGUCAACAUUGCUGAAGUGCUGGUCAAGUACGGGUCAAACACUGACCCCUCGACAAAGGCUGGCUACACUCCCCUGCACACUGCCUGCCAUUUUGGACAGAUCAACAUGGUUCGCUUCCUGUUGGAACAGGGCGCAUCAGUGAGCGCAACUACCAAGCUUGGAUACACUCCACUUCACCAGGCAGCUCAGCAAGGACACGUACAGGUCGUAAACCUUCUCCUGAAAAACAAGGCCUCUCCAAACGCCGUCACCAAUAAUCACCAAACGGCUUUGUCCAUCGCCCAACGCCUAGGGUAUCUUUCUGUUGUCGACACACUAAGCUCCGUCACCGAGGUAACAGAAACUGUGCCGGCUUCGGAGGACAAAUACAAGGUCGUUUCCCCGGAAACCAUGCAAGAUACACUGUUAUCAGACUCAGAAGAUGAAGGAGGAGAUGACUUUUUGCCACAAUCACCCUUGUUUGGAAAGCCUCUCUCUGAAACUCACGUCUAUCUCCCAUACUAUGAAGGAAGCAAAAUACGUUCUCGUGAGGACAGCAUCUCCCUGGAGCGAGGCGAGAGCUCCUCACCACUGGACACUUCGUACGAAAAGGACAUUCUGCGCCACCCCAUGAGUGAGGACCAGCGACGUCGUAUCAAGAGCGAGAUAAGCUCAGCCAUGAGGUAUCCCUCCUAUUUAGAGCGAGGCCCCGAUUACGAGGCUGAGAUGAGGUACUAUAGCGGGGACACCCUAUCACCACACGGACGGGACGUUUCUGGGCGAGGCGACAGUGUGUUUGGGGGAGAAUAUUCAACGCUCGACCGUUUGUCAGUGGGAAAGUCCCAUGAUUCGUCUUUUGUCUCCCAAACUGAUGGCAAAUCACGCAUCACUGAGGAAAGUAGCGAACUCGAGUACGGUGACGAUUUCGAUGAUGCAAUGAAAAAGAGUACAAGCACUGUUCAAUAUGCGGAGGAUUUCUAUUUGCGGAAAUCUGUACGUUAUGGCAAAGAUCAGGCCAGUAACCGCCGUGUGUACCCGGGCUCGGCCUACCGUUCCCAUCCUGAUCGAGCCCCGGGGUACGCCGAAUCUAUCAGUAUCAAUAGCAUUGAUUUGAAUGAUGAAUUCAAAUUUUUGCCCGACGACUCGGUUGCUAGGGAAGAAUCUGAACCAAUAACUCCUUCAGAGGACUACAUGGAAGCUCAGAUGAUGUCCCAGUCGUACUCUCAGUACUCCUCCGCUCCCCCUGACAACCGCCUACUCACCGGUACCUCCAAAAUGGAGAGUUCCCGUUUUAGCUCCUACAGUGGAUCGUCAUUCAACGCCAGCUUCGACCCCGACAAUGUGGCCAUUGAUCGCACUCCAACUUACUCUGGCAAACUGAAAUGGAAAAGUUUCCUCAUCAGCUUCAUGGUGGACGCCCGUGGGGGCGCCAUGAGGGGGCGUCGACACUCUGGGGUCCGGAUCAUCAUCCCCCCUAGAAAAGCCUCCAUGCCCACCCGCGUUACCUGUCGCCUGAUCAAGAAGGAAAAACUGAUGCACCCCCUCCCCAUCAACGAGGGUGAGGCCCUCGCUGCCAGGAUCCUUGAGAUGGGACCAGUAGCUACCAAGUUCCUAGGCCGCAUUGUGAUUGAGAUCCCCCACUUCGCUUCACUGAGAGGAAAGGAACGUGAGAUCAAGAUUCUGAGGAGUGACAACGGCGAGAAAUGGGAGGAGCACCCGAUCCUAGCAACAGAUGAUGCUGUCAACAAGGCGCUGAAUGAGAGUCUGGAAGACUUAGAACAUGAGGAUGACUUGGCUAACAAGCGCAUCACACGUAUCCUGACUGACGACUUCCCACGCUACUUCGCACUGGUGACAAGGGUUCGGGAGGAACGACAGUCCGUAGGAGAAGAAGGCGGAGUAAUCAGUUCCACUGUCGUGCCUCAGGUUCAAGCAGUUUUCCCUGAGGGCGCUCUCACGAAGAAAAUUCGUGUUGGCUUACAGGCACAACCAAUCAGCCCCGACCUUGUUGCCAAGCUACUUGGUAACCGUGUGGCCGUCAGUCCAAUCGUAACUGUGGAACCAAGACGACGUAAAUUUCACAAGACCAUCACCUUGACGAUCCCGGUUCCGAAAGCACAACAAAAAGGAAUGAUAAAUCCGCAUCGUGAUGACCUCCCAACUCUCCGAGUACUCUACAGUAUAUCCGGCUCGAACAACUCUUUAAACAAAGAGGGAACUGAUAGUGCCAUUUGGGAUGACUUGACUGAUCAGACGCAACUCAAACUUGUCAACGACUGUGUCUCCUUCACGACUAGAGUGUCAGGAAGAUUCUGGUUGAUGGAUUGCCAGAAUUAUUCCGAUGCGACGAGGAUGGCCACAGAGCUGUACCGAGAGGCAGUGGUGGUACCCUAUAUGGCACGGUUUGUUGUGUUUGCCAAACGCACUGGUGAACAAGAAGGCAAGCUACGUAUGUUCUGCAUGACAGAUGACAAGAUCGAUAAGACUCUUGAAAAACAAGAGCAUUUCGUGGAAGUAGCACGGAGUCGAGACGUAGAGGUGUUAGAAGGCCGACAACAGUUUGUGGAGAUGGCUGGUAAUCUCAUCCCGAUUACCAAGUCCGGUGACCAACUCUACGUCGAUUUCAAAGCUUUUCGAGAGAACCGACUCCCGUGUACUGUGAGAAUCCGUGACCUUGACCAAGAGCCGGCAGCACGUGUGGCAUUCAUGAAGGAGCCUAAGGUGGCUCGCGGAGAGGUGCCACAGACCCCCAUCUGUAACCUGAAUAUCUCCCUUCCCGACAUGUCCACAUCUAGCUCCAUGGAGAUGGACGGGGACGCUGCCCUUGAGCUACGUAAACGCUCCUCUCUGCUCAAGGAGUAUGGCAUUGUGAUAGAGGACACUGUAAGCCGGGCUAAAAUCAAACUGAACGAUGUCGCCGACUCCCUUAAGGGUGACUGGGUCUUCCUGGCCCAACAACUGGACUUCACAUCAGGGGAGAUAAACCAGAUCAAGAAUGAUUACAACACUGUUAACGACCAGGCUCUUGCCAUGCUUCAGCUUUGGGUUGCCAAGGACAAAGAACAAGCCACAGGCAAUGCGUUAGAGAAAGCCUUAACCAGGAUAAACAGAGAAGAUGUUGUCAAAAAGUGUAUGUACAAUGUGGAAACAGUAGAAGAUGAAGUAGAGGCAGCAGCAGCUAGGGUAGCUAUGGACCAAUCAGGUUUUGACACUUUUACGGAAGAAGUUGGUAUUUCCAGAGAUUCCUCCAUGAAACGAGGCAUGUCUUUGGAUGUCCAGUAUGAUGAACAAGACAUCAUCAAGGAAUCAGAAUCUGUAGCAGAAGAAUCAGGAAGUGACGUUGGUUCAGUUGAGGAGAGGUCGGCACCACAGGCACGCGAGGAAGAUACCGAACAGGGUGACGACGAUCAAAUUGUUAUGGAGGUCGACUCCCGAAGGGGGGUCGCCAAAGAGGAAGUCAAACAUGAAAGCAACCAGGAAGACUUCAUCGAUUUGAUUUCACAAUUGGAUAAAUAUGCUGAAGUGAAAGACAGAAAGCAGACAAAGCAACAAGAUACGGAUGAUAGGCAAUCUAUCCAGGAGGAUGAGCUCACACAAAAUCGUCACGAUCGUGAUGUCGCUGCCUACGAAUUAUUUUCUAAACUGGAGGAAGUUGGUCAGCAAAGUGCUCCACAGCAAAUGGCUGCACAAAGCCAAGACACCGAGGACCAGGAGGGAACAAGGACUCCACCCCCGAGUCCCGUGGAGAAAAGUUUCCUCUCAGAUCAAGAAAUGCUUUGUUGCCUGACAAUUCUUCUUGUCCUUUCACUUGCUGCUAAUCACACCUCCACAGGCGAGAGUUCUGUGCUUACUAAUCUCGCGGAAACUGCAGAUGAGUACGAGGAAAUAUACACGGAGGAGAUUGAGGAAAUUUUCCAAGAGUCUGAUGACAAUGGUAAAACGUGGAAAACUGUCAAAAAAAUAACCACCAUUACGCCGUCUGGUACGACGGAGCAAACCGUGGUUAUGGAAGGUACUAAAAAUAGCACAGCUUUGUGUAACGGGGACCGAUCUCCACGCCAGCAAGUUGCACCAGAUUCUGAAGCAAUCGAGGCCUUAGCUCAAAGUUUAUCCUUCGGUGAGCCCCCGAGGGACGAGGCUUCCCAACCAGAGGAAACUGUGCAUCCGUAUGGGGAAGAUUUAAGCCCACAAGCGGUCACUGACGACUUGCAACAGGAUGUGGCUUCAGAGCAACAGGUCUUGCCUGUGACCCAAGGGUCAGAGUUCACGGCUCCUCCUCCCUUGGAUGAGGAUGUUGUCAACAGUCAGUUUGAGUUCUUAGAGGAAGAAAUAAAUAAAUCUAAUAUUGAAACUGAACAGUGUGUUGCUGGGAGUUUAGAUACUGAAAUUCCUACUUUGCAAUCAGACAUUGAAACUCGUAAAUCUCUACAAAUGGAUGAUUCUUCGAGUGUUGACCCCCAAACCAUAGAACCCGACAUGGGCAAAGUUGUUGAAAGUUUGCGGCAGGAUCUAACGAGGGAAGCUACUCCACCAGAGCCUGCAGAAAGGAGAUCCUCCAGUUUGUCUUCGUCGUCCUUUUCGUCAUCUUCCCAUUCUUUGUCUGAUUGCGAAGCAGAGGAGAUAAAGGAAGAUGUUCCAGUUCCUUCUGAACCAUCAGAGUUCAGAGAGACAUCACCUGGAGAAGACAGACUCAUUCAGGGUGGGGAUAAUUUACAAAUGUCUCGGCCACAAGACUACACACCGCAAUAUACAGAAACUACUGUUGAUGAGACAAACCUGAAAACUGGUGCCGAAGAACUAGCUUCAGGUGAAGGUGAUAGAAUACAUUCAACUUCGUCGGAACCGAAAGAAGACUUGGAAUCUUUGGCAGAUGUCCAUGAGUCUCCUGCCGCGGAAUUGUCUACAGUUGAUGUUCCUGAGUUUGUACAAGAAAGUGUCCUCAGUGAUGUUCCUGUCCAAGAAACCAGUAUUGGCGAUGUGAAGGAAAUGAAACCUGUUCAGAAAACCAGUGUUGACGAUGUUCAGGAAGGGAAACCCGUUCAGGAAACCAGUAUUGACGAUGUGAAGGAAACGAAAACUGUUCAGGAAACCAGUGUUGACGAUGUUCAGGAAGGGAAACCCGUUCAGGAAACCAGUAUUGACGACGUUCAGGAAGGGAAACCCGUUCAGGAAACCAGUGUUGACGAUGUUCAGGAAGGGAAACCUGUCCAGGAAACCAGUAUUGACGAUGUUAUUGCUGAGCAAUCUAAUCUUGUUCAAGAAACGAGUGAAGGAGGUGUUCUUGUUGAGGAAUCUAAACCAGUACAAGAAACAGUUAUUGAUGAUGUUUCUAGGCCAGAGCCAGCAUCACAAGAAACACCGACGGAUGAUCAUUAUGAUUCUCUCACUAGUACAUCUUCUGUAGAAAUAGACCAACAGGCAGAUUCUUCAAAGGAUUCCGACUUGGAUGACAUUUUAGAGUCAAAUAUUGGACAUUUGCAACCAGCCGAAAUAAGUGGUGGUAUCUCUGGUUUGGAGAAAUACCAACAUGAUGAAGAGGAAGAUGAACUCUCGUCAAGUUCUAGUUCGUCCUCAAGUUCGAACAGGUCUGGAGAACACGACUUGCAGCAGCAGUUGGCUGGUUCAGGCAUACAUGAACCACUAACGGACAUUCUAGAGCAUGUUGAUGAGACAGAUUCGCACCAAGUCAAGUCAGAGAAAGAUGAUGAACCAGUUGCUUCUCCUGGUUCAGAUUUUGACACUGCUUGUGUUGAGCAUGAGGUUCUCCCAGGCAGUGCAGAGCAUGAAUCUAUCCCAGACGAUCAACAAGAAAAAUUAGAAUCCGAACUGGUAGAGAAAUCUCACGAAACCAAAGAUACUGAUGAACAUAUCAUUGAGCAAGGUGAAUCCCGUCCAAAAGAAAAUGUUACUGAUUUUGUGGAACCAGAUGAGGAGUUUGGUAAUAAAAGUAGUUCUUUAUGUCGAAGCAGUUCUUCAAGUCAUACUACUUACUUGAGUGGAGACGAAGCUUCUUAUCCGUCAGACUCGGAAGAUUGGAAGGCUACGGGAGAAGGCUAUGUGGACAGAGAGGAACAGUACGAAGUUAGGGAAGACAGAGCAUCAGUGGAGAGGGUUCUUUCCCAGGAAGGUCAGGCUGGCAUACAUGUAACAGGAACACAAGUUGUGGAGGUAGUGACAACCAAACAGGAAUCUUCCCAUGAAGAAUGUCGGCCUACUACAGAGGACCUAGAAGUGGACGAACAAGAUUUGCAGACACUUGCGGUGGAGGUAGUGACGACCAAACAGGAAUCUUCUGUCGAGGAAUGUCAACCUGCUAUAGAUGACAUAGAGGAAGGUGAACAGGAGUCUGCAAUGCUAGCUGUGGAGGUAGUGAUGACCAAGGAAAAAUCUACCAUCGAGGAAUGUCAGCCUGCUACAGAGGAUAUAGAGGAUGAACGAGAGUCGAUGGCAGAGUCCUUUGUUGACAGAGCUGAACAAUAUGAGGCUGGAGGCGACAAAACAUCUGUGGAGAGGGUGCUUACUGAGGCUGGUCAGGCAGUGGUCGAUGGUGAGGCAGAACACAAAAAGCAAGUAGCAUUUGAGGAAGUUACGAAGACAGAAGAAUCUACCAUUGAGGAAUGCCAGCCUCCAGCUGAGGAUGUCGAAGAUUCUACACAGGGUGAGUCUGGGGUGGUGGAAGAAGGGGGCGAGGUUAAACAUUUGCCCCCAGUUGAGGCAAGAGGGCCUCUAAUGGAGGUAGGGACGGUAGAAACUAAAGAGAAGAAAGAAGGCAGUCCUCUUGAGUGGCGGUACCCGGGUGACUCUGACGAAGGCGAUACUGAGGGAGAAGUGUUCGAUUCAGAUAUACCACCCGAGGAGACACGAUACGAGGAAACUCUUCCUGAUGGCACAGUGGUCAAGCACAAAAAGAUUCGCAAGUUUUCGCGCCAGCCAACGAUUGAUGCCGAAGAUGAAGUGAAAUGUACAGAGGAGCUCACAGAAUCCGAGGGUCCGAUAAAAGAGGAAAUUGAUGUCCAGGAGUCGGAAGAAAUUCUUCCCGAUGGCACAAUUCACUCUUUCCAAAAGGUCAGACGACAUUCCGUUAAACAUAUCCGCAAGAUUCUCAAGUCAGAGACUGGAGAUGAGGACAUUUUCGAGGGUGAUGUUACAAUUCCUGGCACCAAUAGGGAAGACAUCAUUGAAACAUUUGAGGAACCUGCACGACAGGUUCGGGAUGUCGAAGACAUUGAGGACACUUUGCCUGAUGGUACGAAAGUAAAAAAGCAGAUCAUCUCAAGUCGCAUGGUUCAUCGCAUCCUCACGCACCAUGAGUCUGUUGAUGAAGGAGGUGAGAAACAAGAAGAACGUUACGAAAUUGAUGAAAUCAUUCCUGGCACAGAAUCUUGCUUCAUUGAAUGUGACGAGUCCUCAUCUUCAUCAUCUGACUCCUACACAGAUGAAGAUGAUGACCUAGGAGCCGAGAUUCAUGCAGAUCUUGGUGAGGUCGAAGAAGUCCUCGGAGAUGGAAGUGUUAUUCGUAAACGUAAGAUUGAAAGUCAUGAGACCAUCAGAGUCAAAUCCCAGUCCGGCGACAUUGACGAAGCUGAAACCUCCAAAACCAUAACCGAAGAAAGAUACAUCCCCAGUCCGCGAUCCAUGUCUCCGGUGACCGUUGAAGAUAAUCGAGAUUUUCCUGAUAUGGCUAAAGAGGUCGUUCAAAGGACAAUCAGAUCAGCCCAUUUUGAUGCGGUCCAGAAAGGCGAUGAGAUAGAAACGUCCUUCGAUAAAACAGAGGAUGAAAUGGUGGCGCCAUCUGGGCAUAUGCUUACGGAAGCUGCAGAAGCAGAAUGGAAGGAGCUGGAAGAAAGUGGAUUUACCAAACGGAAGGUCAAAAAGGUCACCUACGACCCUCAUCAGCCAACUGUGAUUGGUGAAUCUGAAUGCUACAGAGACAUCCUCCCAAAAUGCAACGGGUCUGCCAUUUUGAAUAUUUCAGUAACCCCAGCGCAGAACUCCUCUGAUACACCAACUAUUACUAUCACAGAGGAUCACAGUGUUCCCCCAGAUGAUGACGAUUAUGUUUCCUAUUUUGGGAUAAAAACAGCUCGUAGUGUAGAGGUAGAUGUAGAAGUACACGUCGAGUCAACUGAGAAGCGGCGCAGUGUGGCCGAAAUUAUUCAGAAAUUUGAACCUGUCUCUCAGGGGUCAAAAGGUGAACAGUUCACAGAAGAAGAUAUGGCUUCCAGGGGGGAAAUUUCGUCCGUUUUCACUGAAGAGGAGGUUUCGACCAAGUAUGCUGAAGAGGAGGUUUCGACCAAGUAUGCUGAAGAGGAAAGUGUAAUGACACAAUCUUUGGAGGAAGUCGUUUCUAUGGAAACAGUUGCCAAGGAGAGGGUUUCGACAAAGACUUUUGAAUCUUCCAAGGAGAGAACAUCUUCAGCAUCAACUUUCGUGGAGACAGUUGUGGAACCAGAAUUCAAAACUGUUCAAGAGAGUGGUGAAAUUUUACAUAGACCUUACGAACCUUAUGAAGCUUUAGAAAAGAAACAACCAAUUGCAGAUGGGACGUCUUCUUCAGAGGAAGAGGACGUACCACCUCCAAUUGUGCGCAGUAUUAAACCUGUUGCAAAUAUAGUUCAGAAAAUGGAAACAAAAAUUGAGAAAAUUCGUCAAGAAGUUCGUAGGGAUAGUUUGUCAGAUAAUGGUUCAGGGACAGAAACCAAACCGUCAGACGAGGAUUUUUCUUACGAACAAAAAGAAUGGGUAAGUGAAUCAUUCACACACCAAGAAACUGGUCCAAAUGUUGCCGCUGCUGCUGAGGGUGAGGAGGAGGAAGAUGAUGACGAUGAUUGGGAGGUGGUUGACAAAGAUGAAAUAGAAGAAGAAUAUGACGAAGAAGCAGUCCCCUUUCGUCUUCCAUCCCCUCAUGAACAAGACGUGUCUUUGACGGAGGAAACUUCAGAAGAACCCCACUUCCAGAAAAUAACAAAAACAGAGGAACGCGUCGUCGAGAGAACAACCAGAGAGGACUUCAGAUCACAUACAGAAAAAAGUGAUGAACUGAAAUAUGAGGAAAGCCAUGAAAAAUCUACUGAAUCUAAGAAUGUCAAAUUUGAACAGAAAUCUUAUCAAGACUUUUCAUUGACAAAAUUUGAAAACGUGGAGGAAAAAAGUGCUGAAAGUGUUUAUUCAAAGACGGAACAAAACAGACACAUAACACAUGUGGAAAUAAAAGACGAAGAUAAUCUGUAUCGGACACAUGAGAAACCAAUGGACGUAGAUGACAGCCAAGAAAUGGGAGACAUUUCCCCUCUUCGUGAGGACAUUAGAAUUGAUAAUCGAAUGGAGGAAGAGGAGGAUGAACUCUCUGACCUAAGCCAUUCAUCUGCUGGUGACACAAUAGAAAUUGCUGAUAACGGAUCAGACCGUAGUGAAAUUGAAAGCCCAAUUGAGUUCAAGCAAGACAGGCUUGAACAAAGUUUGAAGGCUGAGGAGAGGGAACAGGCACUGCAAAUGGCCACUCAAAUGUCUACGGGUGUUGAGGAGGAAUAUCUGUCUGAUCAGCAACAACAAAGUGCUACACAAAAUGAUGAGAAUCUCUUUCUCGGGCGGGAGUCGGAUCUCGUGACAGGAUCCGAGUCUGUUACUGUUAUUCCCGAUGAAAAACCUGAGGAAAUUGACACAACAGAAUUUAAUCAAAGACAGGACAAACCAAUUCAAGAUAUUCCACAGGAAUAUGCCUCCUUUUUUGAACAGGAAAUAGUUGUCCAAGCUUCAACUAAAGAAGUGUCAUUCGCAACGGAGCAAAAUGUAGAAUCUAAAAUGGAAGGGGGAAAGGUAGAAGUCAUACAGACAGAGGAAUCUUUGUCUGAACAAAGCCAGGAGCGUAUUAGAGAAAUUGCAUCAUUUCUAGAACACGAAAUAGUUGUAGAGGCUCCAAAAAUAGACGAGGUACCUUCAAAGGUUGAGGCGACCGAUGAGGAGGAAGAUGAAGAAGAAGAAGAUUUCAUUGAGACAGAAUGUGUGAUGUCUUGGGAGGAAUAUCAGUCACAGAAUUUUGAUCACAGAACAUCUGAUCAGGAAGAGGAAUACGAAACAGCAGAUUUCAAAGAAAUUCAACAGGAACAGGUUGAAAUCAAACAAGAAAGUGUAGAUCACACAGAAUUAUUUACUACAGUCAAACAGGAGGCUUACUCCGUCGAGGAAACAACUGAAAUCAAACCGAUUCAUAUGGAAACCAAGGAAUCUGCUUCCCUAGAUAUUCCAGGGGAAAAGGAUUUGUUGGAAGACAAGGAGAAUAUAGAACCAGUGAAGGAGAUACACGUGGCUACGAGUGAGGAACCUACGGUAUACACCAAUGUUGAUUUCAUUGAACCCUUGGAAACUGUCCAGGACCUGACCGGUGCUCAUAGCCUUCAAACCAAAGAAACUUUUGAGGAUGAUGAUAAAGAAAACCAGAAACCAGAUCAUCAUUUAUUUUUAGAAGCGAAAGAGGAAACCGCUGUUUAUGAUCAAAUUGAGUCUGUCUCUCCUCUGGAAAAGAGUAAAGACACUGUUCACGAGGCUGAGUUCAUCCCUGCUGAACAAGAUGCAAAACUGGAACAUAUCUCUGAAAAUGUUGAUGACUUACCCCAAAUUCAAACUGAGAAGCUUCAAAGUGAACAACAGGAGGCGGAGCCAGUUGAAGUAGAAGAGAUGAUUGUAUCCACCGAUAUCAAGCAUGACGAGGCAGUACCUGCCACCAUCUUCACUGCUCCUCCCCCUCCUCCUUUGUACGAUGACCACGAAUUCUCCUCUGAAUCCGAGGGUGAAGGUGUCCUAGACUCGGAGGAGGAAAGCGAGGAUGAAAUACAAGUCAUUGUCUCUACAAGGCAGACAGAGCUGAUAGAUGACCAAUAUGAGCAGCCAGAACAACAAGCUCAUGAGGACAAAUUUGAACAACCAGAACAAGUUCACAAGGACAAAUUUGAACAACCAGAACAAGAUCAUGAGGACAAAUUUGAACAACCAGAACAAGUUCAUGAGGACAAAUAUGAACAAGCAGAACAAGUUCAUGAGGACAAAUUUGAACAACCAGAACAAACUCAUGAAGACAAAUUUGAACAACCAGAACAAGCCCAUGAGGACAAAUUUGAACAAGUAGAACAAGUUUAUGAAGACAAAUAUGAACAACCAGAACAAGUUUAUGAGGACAAAUUUGAACAAAUAGAACAAGUUUAUGAGGAAAAAUAUGAACAACCAGAACAAACUCAUGAGGACAAAUUUGAACAACCAGAACAAGUUUAUGAGGACAAAUUUGAACAACCAGAACAAGUUCAUGAGGACAAAUUUGAGCAACCAGAACAAACUCAUGAGGACAAAUAUGAACUACCAGAACAAGCUCAUGAGGACAAAUAUGAACAACCAGAACAAGCUCAUGAGGACAAAUUUGAACAAACAGAACAAACACAUGAAGACAAAUAUGAACAACCAGAGCAAGUUUAUGAGGACAAAUAUGAACAACCAGAACAAACUCAUGAGGACAAAUAUGAACAACCAGAACAAGUUCAUGAGGACAAAUAUGAACAACCAGAACAAACUCAUGAGGACAAAUAUGAACAACAAGAACAAACUCAUGAGGACAAAUAUGAACAUCCAGAACAAACUCAUGAGGACAAAUAUGAACAACCAGAACAGGUUUAUGAGGACAAAUAUGAACAACCAGAACAAGUUCAUGAGGACAAAUAUGAACAACUAGAACAAGCUCAUGAGGACAAAUUUGAACAACCAGUACAAACUCAUGAGGACAAAUUUGAAAAACUAGAACAAGUUCAGGAGGACAAAUAUGAACAACCAGAACAAGAUUUUGAGGACAAAUAUGCACAUCCAGAACAAGUUCAGAAGGACAAAUUUGAACAACCAGAACAAUUUUUUGAGGACAAAUAUGAACAACCUGAACAAACUCAUGAGGACAAAUUUGAGCAACCAGAACAAGUUCAUGAGGACAAAUAUGAACAACCAGAACAAGUUCAUGAGGACAAAUAUGAACAACCAGAACAAACUCAUGAGGACAAAUAUGAACAACAAGAACAAACUCAUGAGGACAAAUAUGAACAUCCAGAACAAACUCAUGAGGACAAAUAUGAACAACCAGAACAGGUUUAUGAGGACAAAUAUGAACAACCAGAACAAGUUCAUGAGGACAAAUAUGAACAACUAGAACAAGCUCAUGAGGACAAAUUUGAACAACCAGUACAAACUCAUGAGGACAAAUUUGAAAAACCAGAACAAGUUCAGGAGGACAAGUUUGAACAAGUUCAGGAGGACAAAUAUGAACAACCAGAACAAGAUUUUGAGGACAAAUAUGCACAUCCAGAACAAGUUCAGAAGGACAAAUUUGAACAACCAGAACAAUUUUUUGAGGACAAAUAUGAACAACCUGAACAAACUCAUGAGGACAAAUUAGAACAACCAGAGCAAGUUCUUGAGGACAAAUUUGAACAACCAGAACAAGUUCAUGAGGACAAAUUUGAACAACCAGAACAAGUUCAUGAGGACAAAUUUGAACAACCAGAACAAGUUCAUGAGGACAAAUUUGAACAACCAGAACAAGUUCAUGAGGACAAAUUUGAACAACCAGAACAAGUUCAUGAGGACAAAUUUGAACAACCAGAACAAGUUCAGGAGGACAAAUUUGAACAACCAGAACAAGUUCAUGAGGACAAAUAUGAACAACCAGAACAAGUUCAGGAGGACAAAUUUGAACAACCAGAACAAGUUCAUGAGGACAAAUAUGAACAACCAGAACAAACUCACGAGGACAAAUAUGAACAACCAGAACAAGUUCAGGAGGACAAAUAUGAACAACCAGAACAAGUUCAGGAGGACAAAUUUGAAAAACCAGAACAAGUUCAGGAGUAUGGAUUUGAACAACCAGAACAAGUUCAGGAGGACAAAUAUGAACAACCAGAACAAGUUCAGGAGAACAAAUAUGAACAACCUGAACAAUAUUUUGAGGACAAAUUUGAACAACCAGAACAAGUUCAUGAGGACAAAUAUGAACAACCAGAACAAGUUCAGGAGGACAAAUUUGAACAACCAGAACAAGUUCAUGAGGACAAAUAUGAACAACCAGAACAAACUCAUGAGGACAAAUAUGAACAACCAGAACAAGUUCAGGAGGACAAAUAUGAACAACCUGAACAAUAUUUUGAGGACAAAUUUGAACAACCAGAACAAGUUCAUGAGGACAAAUAUGAACAACCAGAACAAGUUCAGGAGGACAAAUUUGAACAACCAGAACAAGUUCAUGAGGACAAAUAUGAACAACCAGAACAAACUAAUGAGGGCAAAUAUGAACAACCAGAACAAGUUCAGGAGGACAAAUAUGAACAACCUGAACAAUAUUUUGAGGACAAAUUUGAACAACCAGAACAAGUUCAUGAGGACAAAUAUGAACAACCAGAACAAGUUCAGGAGGACAAAUUUGAACAACCAGAACAAGUUCAUGAGGACAAAUAUGAACAACCAGAACAAACUAAUGAGGGCAAAUAUGAACAACCAGAACAAGUUCAGGAGGACAAAUAUGAACAACCUGAACAAUAUUUUGAGGACAAAUUUGAACAACCAGAACAAACUCAUGAGGACAAAUAUGAACAACCAGAACAAGUUCUCAACGACAAAUAUGAACAACAUGAGGAAAGUUAUGAACAUCGCACCAUGGAGAUGCAAGAAGAAAUAAAACAAGAUCAACACGAGGAAUUUGUUCAUGACAGUUUCAAACUUGUUGAUGAGAGUAGAGAUGAACAGGUUUUCAGUGCAUACACUAUCAAAGCUGAGGAAGCAGAUGAUGAAGAAGACAGGGAAGUUGCCUCUCAUCUUAAGCCUGAGGCACAAGAGAAAAAUGUGCUACAGGAGUCAGGAGUUCAAGAUUUAGACGAGCAUAUACCAGAAAAAAUUGACGGGGAUAUGGUCCAUGAUGAUGAAAAGGAUGAUUUAGAUGAAUUUAUUGCAGAGACAAAGCAGGAUGAGGAUGACUUGGAUUUAUCCGACAAUGAACAGAAGGAAUUUGAAAGCCUUGAAAUAGAAAUCGCUAAGGAGGAAAAAGUCCUCAAGGAGGAAAGUGCUGCUCUUAUUGAAUCCUUGGAGGAGAUCAAGGAUGACAUCAUGGACUCGGACGAUGAGGGAGAGGAACUUAAGGAUGAUAUGGACUCCGAAGAGGAGUUUGUGUCUGAUGAGGAUAUCCCUGAUCAAGAAGAAGAGUGCACUUCAGAAGAACCCUAUGCUACAGACCGGGCUUCGCCACAGACAGAACAACAGCAAGAGCAAGAAGAGGAACAGUCAGACAAACCUAUACACCAGGUGAUGCCUGAUUUUUGCUCUUUUCUGUCUGACGAAGACUUGGUAGAAAAACCUGUUAGGAUGUCGGUGUCGCAAGACUCUUUUGAUAAAGAUCGGCGUGAGAGUUAUGACAAUGAUGCAGAUGUUUUCAAAGAAAGUGAACAGUUGCCUGAGCAGGAAAGACAAACUUUCCUCCCCUAUGAUGGACACAUUUCUUCUGAACACGACGAACAUGAACUCCCUCAUGAACAGGAAGAACAACAAGUUUUGAAAGAACAGGAACAAGAUUAUCCACCUGUUUACCAGGAAUAUGAGCAGCAAGAAUCGUACAUCCACAAGAAACUACUAAUCGACAAAGAAUAUAGUUCUGAGGGUGAUCAGCACGAUCAGCACCUCUACCAUGAAGACCGGCCUUGUGAGCAACAUCCUUAUAUGGAGGAUGAUGAGGACACACAUGUUUAUAAAGAAAUAGAGGAAAAGCAUGAGGAAAAGCCAUUCGUCCAUCAAAGAGUGGAGAUCAGACAACAGCCUCCAUCGGAUGAGGAAUACCCUGAGGUUGAUGAGGUCGAGGGUCCGGCAGAUGAACCUCAGUACACAGAGGUCACUGCUGAGGUUAUUGAGGUCAUUGAGGGAGAGGACGACGAGGUGGAUGAUGGCAUCCUGGAAACCACGACGACCACUGUUUACACUGAGGAAAAACAGGAAGGAGACCUACACACUGAGAUUAUUCGUGAACACACAAGAACAGAACGUACAUACACUGUUACAGAAAUCAUAGACAAGGAUGGCCAGCCUGUAGCAGACUUGCAGGUUGUUGAGGACUUUGUUAGGGUUACAAAAGACAGCCAGGAUUUAGAGGAUGUAGAUAGGAAAGAUAAGGAUGAGGAUGUUUUAUGUGAUAACCAUGAGGAUAUUGAGGAAAUGGAGGUAGAUAGGAAGGAAUUCCACGAGGAGGAAAUAAGGGAGACAAUCAAACAGAAGGAGGAAACCAAGGAAAUAUUCCAACAGAAGGAGGAAACAAAGGAAAUAUUCCAACAGAAGGAGGAAUCAAGGGAGACAAUACAGCAGGAGGAAACAAGGGAGGUUACUCAAAAGGAGCAGGAAAUUGACCUAUUACAAUAUGAAGAACAUGAAAUUGACAGAUCAGAAUCUAAAGUAGAGACAAUGACAGACUCCAUUGAGUAUAUACAGCCAAUAGAAAGUGAUAGAAGCAUGGCUGUCCCUUUCACUGAUCAUGACUUGCCAGAACCAGCAGAUAUAGACAAAGAACAGGACAUAGAGGUAGAAAAACCCUCUCAAAGGGACAGGUUUUCAUCAGAAUCUGAUUCUGAUCCUGGACUUGGCAUUGAGGAGGGAUUCAUUGACAGGACUGAGGAGUUCAUCUGUAUCGACCGUACUGGAGAUUUGUUCGAGAAAGAACACAAAACAGGAGACCGUUCUCUUCAAAAUGAAACUCAAUUCCCAGAUCAGAUUUUUGAUGUGCCUGGAGGUUACACACAGCCAUCUUCUCAACAGGAUGACCUUCUCGAAGGUCCACGUGGAGAGGGGGUGGGGCAAGAUGACAUGAAGGAAACAGGGAUUGGGCAGACUGAGGAUGAUACAGACGACCAUACACAGGAAUCAUCAGAAAGCACUGAUGAUCCUGUGAUCUCCCGCAAAUUUUCCGCAGCACAAGUUGAUGAAUUUGAACACGAAAUUAGACGCGAACAGGAGGAAUUGGAUGAAAUCAUUCGGUCAGAAUCCUCCGUAGAACAGGUGACUCAAUCCGCUUACUCCACAGAGAAAGUUGUCCAAUCAGAAUCCACGUAUGAAAAACGUACGGAGGAGUCUUCUUUGAAAUCUUCGUCAUUCCUUAUGGAAUCAAAAGUAAUGGCAUCAACAUUUACUCCUAGUGAGCAUGGAACCGACACACCACAGAGUACGGACGAACGCCCACUUUCACCUAGCUCUUACACCCUUGAAACUGACACUGAUGUUGAUGACAAUACACACGUUGAGGAAAUCAAUAUGGACAUGGAGGAACGGGAGGAGCCCGAGGGCCGAAUGUCUACAGAUAUUUCUCAACAGAUCUUCAUUGAGCAGACAAUAAUGUCACAUAGCCGCGAAGAAACAUUUCAGGAGGGACAGAAUGUCAAUGAAUAUGUCGCUAAACAGGAUGAAGCAAAGGUGGACACUCAGCAAUUCUUCUCGGAUGAAAAAGGAAUGACAGAGGCCAUCAACGACCGGGAAGACAACAUAGACACACACAGCGAGGGAGAAUAUGAUGAUGAAGAGAUGGAUGAUUUGAAUUCAUUAGAAUCCAAACCCUUGGACUGUCCACCAUCUCCUUCAGAAUUCACGCUCAUCACUUCCCAGGAUCAGGAUACGCUCAAUAGAGUUCUCGGUCUGGCAGAUCAGGACGAGAUUCUUAUGGUAGAGAUGGAUAACCAGGAUGACCUUCAAGUGGCACCUAAGCAUGUGGAUCAACUGCAUGACCAAGGUAUGGCCGAGGAUGAGGAAAUUGAUGAAAACGAACUAAGGAUUACAGAAGACUUGCCGGAUGACACUGGAUCUAGCGAUAGGAGAGAUUUAGAACUAACCUCUGAUCCUAAAGCCACAUCCGAGAUGGCUCCCAUGCCAAUGCAAGUCCAGAAUCUAGCUUCGUCUCCAAACCGCUACAUAUCAUCAAGCUACGAAAAUGUUUAUGACGCUGUACCUCUGGACCCGGAGAAAAAUCGACUUUCAAUGGAUGCAAGCGAGUUAGAAAUAGGCGAUCGUUUCGACACGAAACAAUCACAGUCCCAUUUACAGUCAUGUGAACUAACCUCUAGUUAUGAACAGCUUUAUGCUAAAGAUGGAGGAAAAACACAGGAUGAUAUAGGUGAGUUACCUCCCCCCAACCCAGAUGUAGAUUCGUCGGCUUUUGUAGAACGCGUAGAAAGUAAAGUUCCGAGCAAGGCGUCUAGUUUUGUUAGUGGCAGUAUGCCUUCAUUUAAAACUCAUACUUGCCCCAUAUAUAUCACUGUCGAGGAGGGUCUCGACAAGCUUGUCUCUGACACAGACUCCCCGUCAUCACCUCUUCUGCGUCCUAAGGACUUCAAAGAGCGCUCCCUAUCUUAUGAGCUGUCGUUGGAGCCAAACCCCCUUGAUGGGCGGAUGAGACAUAAUUCCUCCCCGGAUAUGACUGCCUUCCAAAACGUCUGUGGUACCACUACCAACAGAGUCGAUACUAAGGAGCAGGAGAGGGUUGAUAAGGUUGACGAUAAUUUAGACGAAAGCUCUUCGAGUUCCGAGGACGCUCAGCUGGAUGACUUUGAUGAAAAUGAAGAAGAGCUUCGUGAUAGCAGUGAAGGCAAAACAGAGGAAACCGACGUUGAAGAGCAGUUCUCGCCCCUUCCUAAGCACUCUCCAAUACAUUCACCAAGACCAUCUCCCAAACAUUCACCCAAACCCAAAUUAGACCUAGAGUUUAGUCUACCAAACACGGUUUUUUCUUUCAACGAUACCCCUCCUGAGAAUGUGUCACCCAGUCUGAAUGAUGAUGAGGUAUCCCCAGUCGAAAGAGAAUCCCUCGAGGUGGCCAACAUGACAGCCAUAACCGUAGGUGUAUCUCCAUCAGAUUUCUUUCGAGAGGAGGAAGAAUAUGAAGAGGAAGAUGAGGAAGGAGGACAUCAUACAAGUUUCUUUGAUAAAGAUUUUAUGAAAAAUAUCCCUUCACCAUUUACUUAUCCAACGGUAAAAGAGACAAUACAACGGCAAGAAAUUACAGAACAAAAGCAAGAAACUGUAUCUAGUUCAUAUGAAAAACAGACAAUUUCUUCAACUGAAAAGAAGAUCUCUGUGUCAUCUGAAGAAUCAUACAAGUCUGAAGGAGCCAUAUCUCCAGCCGAUCUGGAAGAAAAACUCCGGUCGUUUUCCCUUACAGAACAGGAAGCAGAAGAGUUGGAAUUUGCGCGACAAAGCUCCAGCAUUUCCCACACAGAAACCAAACAAUCUACUUAUGACGUACGCAAUGAGGAACAUGUCUUUCACUCAGAAGAAAACAAAGAGAUAAAACAUGUUACACAAGAUGUAUUUAAGAGUCAGACCGUAGAAAAAGUCACUCAACAUUUCAGAGAGGAAUCUGUUCAAAAGACAUGGCAGGAAGUGCCAAAAGAUGAAGAAAGCCAUGAACCUUCAGAGGGUAAAUCGAAAGAGCAGGAAACAGUUGAAGUAACCAUGGUAAAUCAAACACAGGAUCAGCACUUAGUGCCUCCUCCAAUGGACUUACCUGUUGACACUUCAUCGGAGACAAGUUCCGAUGGAAACAAUGAAGUAUUUGAUGAAACUUCUGGCCAGUAUGUUAGUCUUCCGUGGGAAGUUGCCCAUCAAUAUAAGCGCCAGUUCUCUGACUCAUUGAUAGAACAAGAAAAGAAAACUACUUUUACUAGUGCUCAAUCUAUUGACCUUGGAACGUUCUUCCUGCGUGACCGUGAAGAGGAAACUCAGUAUGAUAGGGUGACAUGUGUUGAUCAGUCUGAAGAGUCAACACCGGUUCACCAGCCCCGAACUCAGCGAGUGCGAUUUGCUCUUUCACUGGAGGAGGACACGCACUACUAUCCACAGGAGAAUAGUAUGGACGAUAAUGAAGUAACACUGACUGAAAUAGACUAUGAUCAAUCUCCGGUACAGUUUGAACCACAUGACAACAUCACAGAUACACAUCAAAAGUUAGUCAUUGCCAGCAUCUUGGAAACCCGACGGAAGGAUCAAGAGAAUUUGAAAGCCAAGGAUAUGGAAACGAUGGCCUAUCCAGAGAUAUCACAUGAAGCCUACAGUCUUAACGAAAGAACUUAUCUCUCGCAGGGAACCAGUACUUUCGCAGAUCAUUCUACAAAAGAGGGAAAACGUUUGUCAGCAAUUUCUGAAGCUUCCGACACUAUGACCUCAUCCUAUAUGACAGCACAGACUUCAUUAGACACUUCCAUCAAUCGUUCAAUGAUUGACUCCUCUCAAUUUACAGAAACUUUCACAGGGGAAGAACUGUUUGCUCGUGACGACGUGACCACAGAAAUGUCGCUCACUCCUGUGAAGGAAUCGACGGGAAUUGACACAGAAGUUGUGAGUCGAGCCUCUCGCCUAGCCCAGCAGGAAAUGCUACAAGAGUAUGAAGAAGGUGAUCGUUCACAUUCCCCAUCUAGGGAUAUAGCAGCAACAUAUGUACCAAUGACCGAAAUGCAUGAGGAAGAGAACCAGUCAUACUCCCAGUCCUCACUGAAGUUCCCCAUGGCUCUACCGUGUUUGGGCAAGGCCCUGGCCGAUAAUGAAAUUUAUGAGUCUUCCGAAACUGGUGGCGAUACUACGGAGGAGAAGCUAUCCCCUAUCGAGGAAACACCUCAGGAUGAUUUCCCAGAGGAACAAGUUGAUACAGAUGUGAAACAAAAUGUUGAAAAACGAGUUACAUUUCAAACAGAGGUUCAAAAUCUCCCCUCAGUAUCCAGUGAUGAUCUUGUCAAAACUUCCACAUCAUCCUCGGAAAUGGAGCCAACAAUAUUAGCGGCAUCUUAUGAUCUGGACUCAGGACGUGUUUCUCGCGUCGUCGCUUCAUAUGAUAUGUCACCUGAUAGUGUAGAAAAACAGUUUCUGCCUGUACAGAGUACUACUAAAGCAAUACUUUCAAGUCCCGAAGAUGAUGUGUUUGAGGCUGCUGCUGAUGAAGAAGCUUCCAAGAAUUUACUUAUGGUGUCGGAUGCCUCAGGUCAUCGGGGAAGAUUACUGGACAAGAGUUCCGGCUCUGUUGAAUCCUGUCCCUCGCCCCCAGCCCCUACACCAAAGGACAUGUCAACUGUUCAUGAAACACGUCCAGACCUAGAAGGAGCAGCGAUUAAGCUUCAAGAUGAGGCAGACAAAGAUGAAAAACUGCUCAAGCAAUCGGAAGAAGCACACGAGGAACCUCUAGUGACACUGUCAGACCAAUCAGAAAGUGCUGGAGCUGAGGCAGCAGUUGUAACACAUGUUAUCACAGACGACUCCACAGAUAACGGGUCACCAUUUGAAGUCAUGUCUCCCAGUGAACUGCAAGGAUACGACCAGUAUAUUGACGAUAUGAAGACAGUGGAAAUGAUGAAGUCUUUUGAAUCAAUGACAACUAGUACCAGUAGUUUCUCAGAGCUCAGAACCGCUGACUUUUAUGCUGAGUUUGAACAGAAACAAGAUAUGGCUAUGACCUAUGACUUGUCCCCACUUGAACCUACAGCUCCUCCCCUGCCCGAAGUUAAGAGUGAAUCUUCCUUCGAGCAUUCAUCCCCUGUCAGUAGUGAACCUAGUGAGAAGGGACUGGGAUCCCCAUUUGAUCAUGUACCGUCUGAAUUUCUCCCAGACUUAAUUCAGGACUCCACAGUAGUUGGGGACCUACACGAAGUCACGGAGAAGGACCAGGCAGUUUGUCUUCCAAAUGGACCAACUGAGGUAGAAUACAACCCAGAAAUUGACUUUGACUUCACAGAAUCAGUGGAUCACGCCCUUCCUGAGCCUGAACAGCAACAACCAGAAAUGGUUCAGUCAAUGGAGAGUCAACCUGAUCUAAUCCAGUCAAUGUCCUCGGUGUCGUCUGCGCAAAGUUCCGCUGCAGCUAUUGAGAGUGAUUUUCUUGAGCACACAGACCAGGACAGUGGAUUCAAGGUUGAGGAAACACCAGAAAAACCGUUAGAGGAAACAUUAUGCAGUGAAGUUGACGAGGCAAAGCAAGAUGAACCGAAGGAUACCAUGUAUGGAUCACAAUCACAAGUCACUGAAAGUAUAAUGGAAGAAAUUGCUCUGCCUCCUGGAGACCAACUCUUGUCUUCGGAUCAAACACUAUACGGAUUGGACAUGCCGUCUGAAGAGACAGGUGCAUUCUCGCUUUCAAUAUCACAGAUGGAAGGUUCGGGACGUUUUGACACAGAACCAGAAUCUGAUUCGUUCGUAGGUCUUACGUCUCAAAUAGAUGAUGAUGUAUCUGAACAAAGUGAAUCGAAGAAUGUCGUCUUUAAUACAGAGGAACAACACGAUUCAGGACUGUCCCAUACCCACUACGACGCCAGUGACGACAUCGGGGAACCAUCGUCCGAGGGUAACCUUAUCGGGCUAGAAUCACAAAUGCCCCCAAAGGAACACAAAUUGGAAGAAAAAUCACCUGAAUUAAAGAAAGAGGAAAUCUACCAUGGAAAACGGGCUCUUGAGAUGGUAGACGUUACAAUGGUUGUCAAAGAUGAGCUUUUGGAAAAAGAAACCACUUCAGUGCCUGAUGAGCAUGCAUCAGCUAGUUUUGCAACCAACAGUUCCAUGGCCGGGUUUAAUAUGCCGGACACUAUAGAAUUCACUGGAGAGGUAUACCUAAAUGAGGAGUAUCAACAUGAACAGUAUCUUCAAGAGGAAUUCAUGGAAGAAGAUAUUUACAAACCAGAUGAAACGUUUAUGCAACAGGGUGAAGAACCGGAUGAUAAAGACGAUGAAAAUCUGCUUCUUGACUUCAAUAAGGACACAAGUGAUCAGGAAUCAUCCGGCAGACAGUCAAAAGAUCUCGAGUUAAUUUGUGGAAGCAAGGAUAUGGAAGACGACCCUUCAGACAAUUUUGAAUUUGAAGUUGACCUUGUUGAUUUAGAACGACCUACAACACCAACUCCUGUGGACACGAAACAACACAUGUUUCAGUUUGAUGACGAUCUUCCGGGAGAGGAAGGUGAAGAAAGGGAAGAAAUCGCUGUUACCGCCUCCGAGUUUGUAGAGUCAGUUUUAACAGAAGCACAGGCCAAAGUUACGACAGACGACGAUGAUAAACUAGAGGAACCUGAGGAAAGGGAAAAGGAUGAUGAAGAUAAAUUUAUCAUGACUGAUGAUUUUGAACUUCAAGGAGAUAAAGAUGAAAGUGACAAGCUAAGGGAAAGUGAGGACGAAGACAAAUUUUUCAUGACAGAUGAUGUUGAAACCAAAGAAGAGAAGAAAUUUGAUAUGUCGGAAAAUGUUGCGUUUAAACAAGAAGAAUUUACCAAGGUUUCAUCAUCUAGCGUUGAGUUUGAGCAAGAGGAAACCACCUCGGUUUCUACAUCUAGGGAAUUUACGUCUAGUCUUGAAACAACGGAGAGCUUCACUGUUAUCUCGUCUUCAUCAAAAGUUUCUUCCUCAACUUUUUCCUCGUCAACUCGACAACUGACAAAACAAAUUUCUGAGGACAUCCCUUCUAUCACAAUAACCCAGCAUCUCCAUGAGGAAGAGGAGGAGGAAGGAGAACAAAAGGAUUACCCUGCUUGCUACCAGGAAACUCCCAAAGACAAGGAAGAAGUAGCUGAAGAAUUUGUACCUACACAAUCCUCUUUUUCAGAGACAAUACCCUCCGAACACCAGAAACCAGUUAUCACAACCAAAUGCAUUCCAGAGGAAGAGGAAGAUGACGACAUGGUAAUGGAAGAAAGGUUAGAAAAGGUUGCCAUAGGAACAGCAAUGGCAGUUGCGUCUGAACGAGGCGACUUAGUAGAUGCUGGCAAGACCUGUAUCCCCGAGGAGGAAGACUCCAUGGAGGAGGAUGGUCGAGAGGAAGAAAUGGUGAUCAAGUCUUCCUCUCGUCCUCUCACCUUCACCGUUCCUGCACACACUGAUCUCACUGACUCGGGCAGAGACACCAUUGUUUCAGAAGCAGAUGAUCUGUUCCAUGACUCACUGGACAAGGAAGAUGAGCCACCUGUACCCCAACUACACUCUCCUGCUAUGGCGGAUAUGAUGAGUCUAGAAACCGAGAUCAAUCGGGAGGAUAAAGGUCAGCACCAUGACAGUGACCAGGACGAGGAUUCUCUGGACGGUUAUGAGGAAACACACGAGGAAGAAGAGUCCUCAACACUAGAACAAUCAACAGAUUUAACAACAAAAGUCACCCAUCAUUUUUUAGAUGAGACCGACUCAGUGACAGCCGCUGUAAUUCCAAAGCCGAUUUCAGCGUUGUCUCGCAUGGUAGAAAGUUUGUCUUCCUCCCCAGGAAAGACAGAGGCUGGUGCUGAGUCGAGAUCCGAUAAACAAACAGAACGUCAAGAAAUUAAAUAUGAAGCCUUUGAGAAUUUUGGAACUCAAACAAAUAAACCCGUCGAAAUGAAAUUUGACCAUUUUGGAGCUCCAACUUCCACUAUGAAAGUUACACAUCAUGAGGAAAAUCAACAGAUGGAAAUCAAAUUUGACCAUUUCAAGCCUGAACCUCUCCACCAUGAUGAUCAAAGGGAGGAGGAUACUGGAAGGACAAGAUCAGAAAGUGAAUGCGACUCCCUUAGUCACGAUGAUAACUCAAGUCUCGACAGUUUCACAACAGUUGUUCCUGCAAAUGAGGAGGGCCACGAAGAUGGGGACAGGAUGGAUGAUUUUGCAUCAAUGACAUCCUCAUUUCAUUCAGACAUUAUGGGUAUGAACCUUGAUGAUGAUAUUGCAAAGGACCUAGAGGGUCCUCUGAUAGAUUGGGGACCAGAGGAUGUGUACGGGGGUAAAGGUCAGGAAUCUGAGAAAACCACACCUAUUGUUGAACUGUCUCCCGAAAGCAUGCUACCAUCGGGCGACAAAGAUUUUAAACCACCAGCAACCACGCCAAUGGCUGCCACUUCCUGUCCAAUCUCGAUACAGACUGGAAGGAAGGUCAAGUCCCAAGACUCGGAUAUGGUGGAAUGGGCAGAUAAAGUACGUUCAAAACAUGACUGGGAUCACAGACACUCAGACUCGAGAUACAAGGGGGAAAAGGAGGAGGAGGAUUUGGAUGGACCUCUUAUUGACUGGAGAAAUCAGGAGGAGGAUCUUAGUUCGUCAGAGAAUGAAAGAUAUGAAUUCAUUGAUAAAAAUGCACUGUCCGUAAUCACAGAGAUGUCAGAAGAAGACCGAUUUGAAAUAUUAGAAAAGACUGAUUUGGAAUCCGAUACAUCAGAUAGACAUUACAGUUCGCCUGACAUGCCCAUGCCUAGCCCAGGGUUGGGAGGAUUUAAAUUACUGAGUCGGAGUGCAGACCGGGAUGACAUAUCUGUCACAUCCUCACUGCUGGAAUUUGAAAAACUUGAGCAUCAAUUUGGACAUUCCGGAUCUGCAAGUUCAUUGGAGGGCAAGGAAAGUCUUUCAAGUUCUAUGGAUGAUAAACAAUUUAUGUACAACAAAAGCACGGAACGAGAUGACAUAUCAGUGACAUCAUCUCUUGCUGAAUUUGAGCGAUUAGAGCAUGAUAUCGGUCAGUCAGGUUCUGCAGGAUCAGUGGAUAAAAUCACCCCUCCCGAUAGUAAAAGUAGUGACAUAUCUGGAUCAAAGUCAUCACUGGGUGGGCUGGACCGACUGGAAAAAGAUUUUCAGGAUGAUCGCCGAGGAUCAACGGAAAGUUUUACGCGUCGAAGCGAGACUUCAUCGUUGGCUUCACUUAAUGAUUUUGAGAAACUCGAGCAGGAGAUGGCUAUGGCACAAGAAUUAGAAGCAGAAGCACAAAAGAUUGUGUCAAUCCUUGAAUCAGGCACAUUACCACAACAAAGUGCCUCAGAAACCUUCAUAAAUAAGCAAUCUCCGACUACGGCAGUUAAAAAAGACAUGGACCAAGAUUCAAUUGAUGGCCGAGAUGACCUUGAGGACUCAUUAAGUGAUGAUACAAGGAAACGGACAUCUAAAGAGGAUGAGAUGGAGGCUGCGGAGGUUGACUCUUUGGAUGGGGAUUUGUCAGAGUUAACCUCAAUGACAUCCAGUGUGAUAUUUGCCCACAAGGAGCCAUGUGAUGCUGACUCACUCCACGAGACAGAUGGUGUUAUGAAAAUUUCUUCAGACUCUCUCGGUGAACAGUUGGGUGUUAAACCAAAAGAGUUUGACACAGAUUCACUCCAAGACCAGGACGGAAUCAUGGAACGUUCUAGCGACUCUCUUGAACUCAAGUCUUCAGACAACAGGUCAGACUCAUUAUUCAUUCCAGACGAUAUAAUGCAAACUUCAGCUGACUCACUCCAUCUUCCCGAAGACGCCAUGCAGACAUCUAUCACAUCUGUUGACUCACUACACGGGGUACCAGACAUCAUGCAGACCUCCAUUGACUCUCUUGGUGGACUCGACGAUGUCAUGCAGACAUCCACAGAUUCUGUACCUGGGCGAGAGGAUGUCAUGCAAACAUCAGCUGAUUCCCUAGAGUCAAUGGAUAUGCACUACGGUGGCAAGGAUAGUGGAUUGGAAUGCUCAAUGUGGAGUGUAAACAGUUCAAAUUUCUCGCGUUCGUCAGCGGAGACAAUGAGGUCUGUCGGCUCAUCAAGGAGCGAAUCAGGAAGCAUAGACAUCAUGCAGGUUUCAAAUGAAUCAUGGGAGAACAAAGGAAAAAAGUAUAUCAUGGACAACUACCAUAGCUACCGAACCACGGGCGCUGGAGCUAGCCCCUUCAUAGACUAUCAAAAUAAUUUACAUUCUGAAUUGACAAGCUUUCACAUUGAAGACAAUUACCAGUUUGGUUCCAAUAUUGAGGAUUUCGAUCAGGAAGAUAGACAAAAGCCUUUCUUGACACCUGGUCCGUACGAGGAAAAGAAAAAGAUAUUCACCAUGGCAGAAUGGGAAGCUUUGAAAAAGAAAAAGAAAUCCCCAAGUAGUGAGGAGGAUGAAGAUGAAGAGAAAUCUCCAAGCCAGGAAACCAAGGAUAACCCUAAUAUAGAACACAGUCAGCCUGUACCAAUUCAGCAGUCCUCAAAAACCACCCACCAGUUUUCAGAACAGAGUAGCCAUUUCUCUUCGCCCUCAUCAGUCGAAACAAUAAUGAGUCGGUCCUUUCUGUCCCAAUCUCCUGCCCAAUCUGGCCUGACCUUCACCUCCCACCAAGCCACAAGGUCAAGGUCGUCUGCAUCCUCAAGCAUGGAAACCACUACUAACAGAGGUAUAGAGAGACGUGAAGAAAUGGCAUCAGCCACUACAGCUUCAGAAAGAGUUGAUCCGCGACGUGUAGCGUCAAUUGAUGACGACGACUUUGCAGAAUAUGAUGUCACAGAACACAAGGAGUUGUCCCUAGGGAUACCCGAGCGGUUCGUACCCGUAGCUCAGAGAAGUGGUCCAAUUUAUUAUGAACCGGGAGAGGAAGACCAAGACUCUGAGGAAGAUGAAGUUCUCGACUUCACAACACCUAAACAUCUAGGUCAUCCAGAAGACAGACAACCCCAGGGAGCUGAGGGAGACGAGGAAGGAUCAGCAACACUAUACAUGAAGAAAGAGAUUCACACAAAGACUGUGUUGAAGGAGGGACAGGAACAGACGUUUGUCACGGAGGAGUCGCGUAUCCAACAGGACAAUGAACCCCCAGAGGAGCUCCGUGACAGUAUGAGACAAAUUAUUGACCAGUUCAUGGAACACGGAGGGGAAAAGGAGACUACCUCCAAAGCCCUGGAGCACGACGUGUAAUAACUCAUCAUAAAGAACAUUGAACAGUCAUAGGAGUUCCAUUAAAUCAUAUACAUAAGGCUUAACUUUUCGCAAAUUACAUUUAUGCCUGGUUUGCAUUUUCGCACACAGAUGACUUUUGUUAUUAAAGCUUAUGUUAUCAGUUUUUACGAUAAAUUGUGCAGAUUGGAUUUUGAAACAAUUUUUUAAUAAUGUACGAAACAUGUACAUCAUGUUACUUUGAAGAGUUUUUCCUUAAACGAAUUGUUUUUUUCUUAAAACGAAAAAAAUAUUCAAAUGUUAGUUUUAGUCAAGAUUUCUUGGCCCCUAUAGAAUACGAUUUUGCUUGUUAAAUAAUAAGAUAUGACAAUGUAUCUUUGCUUUAUAGUAUCAGUUUUAACUGCAUAAACUCCAAGUUCCAAUUAUAAAAUAGGAAUAAAUUUCUAACUUGAAUGUCAAGGAUUUUCACUCCUAGUUUAAAUAAAUGAGGUUCCAUUGUAUAUGGGCCCUCUGAGAUCUGAUAUGGCAGUACGGAGAAAAUUAUCAUAGAUCUGUAUAUUUUCUAAUUUCAUUAAUUCACCAUGCUUCAAGAUCGGUAUUAACUUGUUGAUAAUGUUGUAGAAUACUACUGUUUGCAUGAGCUGUUGCAGUACUUAUGUACUUAUAUCAUAUAUAUACAGUUUUGGAAAUGUAAUUGGAGCCUUGCUGUCUAUAAAUAGCUCCUCUGUUUUGUAAUGUUUAUCAAAGAUUUACAUAUUUUGUUGACAAUGAAUGCGUAGCUUCAUUGAUAACUUAUCUCUACAUUUAUGUACAGGUCUUCCUUCGUUUCUUGUUUUUUCAUUCCCAUUUCCUGUUUACCUUAUUAAGAAAAUUCAUUAUUUUUUUGUUUUAUGUUUUAUGUGUAUUCAAGAAAUGGAAACAAGACUAUUUUGUCAUGAAACUUAUACAGACUUACCAUUGAUUUACCACCAUUUAGUAAAGGACCCCAAUCAAACAAACCAUGUGCUUUCAGAGACAACAUAGGGAAAUCUACUUGUCCUUCUUCCAAAGACACAUGGAUUUCAUUGUAUACAAGGAUGGAUACCAAACACUGACAUACCCAAAAGAAAGUGUAUAGAUGGUUGGGGAGCUUUCCCUAAUCACGUUACUCGUCUCCGAGACUAUUAAACAACCCGUCAACAGUCUUGUGCACUGGACUGGAACUGGCCCUCCAGUUCCACUGCACAAUUCUUGCAAAGUAGUUAACAUUGUAAAAUUUGAAUGAUUGAACUUUCAAAUUGAUGUGAUUAUAUGAAUUUUUAAGUAAUUAAACUUCAAAAUUUAUGGUUGUGUGCAAGUGUGCCAGGGGAGACAACUUGAUCAUGAAGGGAGAUAAAUAUGUGAAAAGAAAACAAGAUCAGAGGUAAAAUGUGCAUGAAUUUAUUUCAAUUCAGAAGUUUCAGAAUGAAAAGUAGCAUCAUUAAUUGGUUAAUCAGUUUUGAUUGGAUCUUUUCUAGUGUACUUUUUCUUUGUGUGGCAUGCUCACUUUGUACUUACAUCAAACUUAACUUACUACUUAUAAUGAUUGAUUAAUAUAUAAACAAAAAUUACAUUUUUUUUCUAGAGAAACAACUGCUCUAGUAUGGUACAUAUUAAUUAUUGUAUUUAUAAGAUGCAAAGUCUGUUAUUCCUUACAAGUUGUAUAUUUAACAUUGGUAUUUUUCAUGUGAAAGGAACACAUGACUUAAAUAAUAGGUUUGGAAACUUUAAUGAGAAAAUGUGAAGGGAUUAUCUUGUUUAAUCCAAAUUGAUAUAAUUCCAGACUUUGCAUCUUUUCUUUUGAAACAUGACAUUUUUAAAUUGAGGAGAAAUGAAAGAUGAUAAAACAUUUAAAGGGAGAUGAUUUUUAUGAUUAAUUUGUACACUCCCUCCUGAUGAUUGUGUAAUAGAUACCUAUAUAUUUGUGCAUCUCUCUGACUACCCUCUGUAGGUCCAUGUUUGUACCCUUGUAUAGCCGCAUAUUUGAAAUAAAAGCUUCAUUACACAUA